Molecule: messenger RNA, 1548 nt
Organism: Adineta ricciae
Lineage: Eukaryota; Metazoa; Rotifera; Eurotatoria; Adinetida; Adinetidae
Source: the annotation of a GenBank genome assembly
AUGCCGAAACGGAGACCGAACAGAAAGAAUCUUUCGAAAGAAAAUGAUUCAGCAAUGGUUUUUUCAAUGGAGUCUGUCAACAGCGAAGGAAACAUUGUUCCACGUGUAAGCUCAGCGAAUCAAAGUCACAAUGAAAAGGAUAUCUUCGACCAGAUUGAUCCAACCAUGAGGAAAAAAAGAAAACACGUCGCAGAUUUUAAUCAGAGUAUGAAAAGAACUAAAGUUGUAAUUCAAUCGGAUUCGGAUACAGAUAACAAUGGUGACGAUGCAAUGGAUGAUCCGACAGAACGCUCAGCCGAUGAAAUUUCAAAGCCAAUCUCACCGAGUAAUGCGGGAUUACAUGAUGUUGAGACAUCAAGUUCAAAUGGUGCACGCAACGGUUUAUCAGCAGACAUUUCUUUGGCAACGCCUUCGCGUGAUGAAAGUUUUAUUUUAAAUAAGCACAAUGGAAAACGUGUUGAAUUAAAUAAAUCGAUUUUACUUCAUAAGCAAAAUCCAUGCAAUCAGUCUGUCACUAGUAAAAACUCUAGUACGAUGGUUAAUAGUAUUAAUGAUGAAUUGUCAUUGCAUUCUCAAGAUUUUGAUCAAGGCACACGUGAACAGUCACAACAAUUUCGUAAUACAUUAACAUCGAUGAAGAAACCUUCGGCAAACUUUGUAAAACCAAGUGAAAUUAUCUCAUCUCAAACGACAUCGAUCGCAAAGCAUUUGUCUCAUGCGUCGAAAAGUACCAUUACCUUUGGAAAGUCAAUGACAGACAGUCGAUAUGUUAACUCACAGAUUGAUCAAAGCAGCAAUCAUAUUCCGAUCGAUCGAUCUCUCAUCUGUUCAGCAAACACGAACAGUGAUCCACUUGCGAAUCGAUCGUCAACAAGUGUAAACAGUCAGUUACGUCCAAUCGAUGUUAGGAAUACAUUCGAGUAUCGGGAGUUAGAAAAGAUCAACAAAUCAUUAUCUGGCAAAGUGGAUAAUUUGAAAGAAGCGCUUGUGAAAGAACGAAAAGAACGGAAAAAGAUUCUCGAGACACACAUGUUAAAACCUCGUUCGAAUCUGUGGCAUGAAUUAUCUCUGUUCAUGCAGAUACAUGGAGCAUCUUAUCACGGAGAUGGACGGACUAUCUCCGACAUCGGUCGAGACCUUGGUCUUUCGGAACAAAUUAUCGUCGCUUCACAACGUGAUACGGAUAAACCAGAUAAAGUUGCCAUGAACGUCUGGCGCAGACUCUGUCCAACGGUCGAUGACAAAGUGUUUGUUGGAUCGAUUAAACGAGUGCCGGUGAAAACACUCGAGAAUAUUUAUGCGUUUGCUCGGCUUUCUCACCCAACGUGCAGCUUUGACUACAAGAAAAUGAAAAGCGACAUUGCUGCCAACAUCCGUCAAGGUAAUUUGGCUUACCGAGUGCAAGGAUCCAUGGCGGUGAAUUAUGAUUUGAAUCAGCAAGAUGCUGACAGCGAUGAAGACGAUGAAUCGAAUGACGAAGCAGAUGAUCAAUCUCGGGUUCCGUCGAACGACACGCAAGACAAAUCAAGCACCGAUGAAGAAGAAUAA